CGCAAAAGAGACAAGCCCACCUCUUCCGCCACUACCUCGACUUGGAUCUGGUCUGCCUGCUACAUCGUCACGAUGGUACGCCAUAAGAAAGACGGUUCCUCUUCCAAGUCCAAGAAGUUUUCUACCAGAUCGCGGCAUACCCCUCGCUCGACACGCGAUCCUCGAGAAGGUGGCGACGACGAUGCCAUUCCUGAGCGCCCGCCUUUCAAAGCAGCAUGCUGGGAUUUUGGUCAUUGUGACUCAAAGCGCUGCAGCGGCAAGAGACUCAUGCAUUUCGGCAUGAUGCGAGAGUUAGCUGUGGGUCAGAAAUUUCCUGGAGUAGUCAUCUCGCCCAACGCAAAGCAGAUCUUAUCACCAGCAGACCGAGAACUACUCGAACAGCAUGGCGCCGCGGUGGUGGAAUGUUCUUGGGUCAGGGUACAGGAAGUUCCCUUUUCACGGAUAGGCGGGAAAUGCGAACGGCUUCUGCCCUAUCUUGUCGCCGCCAACCCCGUCAACUACGGGAGGCCGUGGAGGCUUAACUGUGUCGAAGCCCUUGCCGCAUGCUUUUGCAUUUGUGGGCAUGACGAUUGGGCCGAGAUCAUCCUACAGCAUUUUCCCUAUGGCAAACCGUUUCUCGAAAUAAACUCUCAACUUUUCAAGCGGUACGCCGCAUGUCAGAACGAAGAGGACAUCAAGAAGGCCGAGGAAAAGUGGCUCGCCAAGCUAGAGAAAGAGUAUGCAGACAGCCGAGUCAACAAAGAUCCCGCUGGUGGAGAAGAUGACUGGGCUGGGGGGAAUAUGAAUAGGAGGGAGGUCUACGAGUCUGACGACGAAGAGGCUGAAGAAGAUGAAGAUGCCGAUUCGGAGGCAGAUAAUGAGCACGGCCCACUGCAGCAAGGCGUACCUCUGGACCUCCCCCCUGACGAAGAAGAUGAAGACGAAGAGGCUGAGAUGGCUGAGAUCCGCCGCAAGAUCCUCGCCUCCAAGCCAUUCACGGACAACUUCCCUGCAGAGCCCCCAAAGAAGGACAUACAGCCGCCCAAAAGCGAGGCAAUCGAUAAUAGCGAUACCAGAAUGACACUCCCAUCGACAGGACAGCCGCGGGAGUUGGUUGAUUCGGACGCAGAAUCAGGCUCUGCCGAGGAAGACUACGACGACUUUGACCAGAUUGCAAAUGCGACGCCGGUGACCGACCGCACGGGCCUAGUGGCACGCGAAAGACAGAAGAAGCUCGAACAAGCGAGUGCCUCAUUUUCACGUACAAUGCUCUCUGCCCCGAAAAGGUGGUAGCAUCUUCGCGACGCGAUUGCGUUGAUUCGAGGUCGAAUUUCUUGGUGGCUUUGUGAAGUUUGCAUGAUUCAUAUUCAGCAUAUCGGACAUGUUUCACUCUACGACGUGUGAGCCUCCAUCGUCAUUCGCUUGGGAAUUGGCAAGACGAGGAGUCACAUGGAACCCACAGUCAAGGAUAUUUGGCCUGGGUUCAAAACCAAGAACACGAGAUUGGAGUGAAUGGACGAAGAUGGGCAAUUUCCACACUCCAAAGACCGAGAAUAUUCAGCGGAAUCGAUCCUCCGAAUAUAUAGGCUGUCCGCGAAGUCACCGAUGUCGCUCACAUAGUGUUAGAGCUGCCGCUUUGUUAUUGGUGGGCAUCGAAAAAUCCAACAUUGCCGGCCAUAGGAACGGCCAGACCAUCUGGACGGAAGUCAGCCUUCUCUGGCCCAGUCACUAGCGCCCGAACGCAAUCGGCACUCAGAUGUCGCAGGCAUUCAGUCGACUGUCCAAAUUCGCUUCCGCACAGCGGUGAAAGGGCAUUGGCACAUGUACCAGAGGGCCAGCAGAUGAUCAUGCCAACGAAAUAAGCAGCACCGAUUUCCUCGCAUAUAGCGAUAUCGAGGGGCACUCGGUGGGUCAAUGAUCUUCUGGUAUCGACACAGGUUUAACAACACCAGCGGUUGUCUUUUCCGGUCUCACAGGCUCUCUGCGUCAAGCCCCUCAGCUCUCAAUCACCAGGUGCACAGAUCCUCCGCAUUGGGGGAACGAAAGAACAGUCUUGAACUGCGCGUCGCUCCAAGUAGCUUCGUUGGAGGUGCAUACAUGUUUGCGGCCCUCAGACCUUACGGGCUUGGGCGUGCCGUCCGCAGCACAGAACAUGUCCUUAGGGAAAGUUAAAAGGCCAUGGCUGGUGGGGUCAACAUGAAUGACAGGCCACCAGUUAUGUGCCUUUGGAAGGGAUGUCCGUUGACGUCUAUGGGCCGCAUAAGCGAGAUGGUUUCAGAGUCCGUGCAGCUGGCAAUGUUUGCUUCCAAUACAUGCAAGGGAGGCGACGACCAGGGUGGUCAUAAGCUGGAUUGUAUUCUCCGACCAGUGAAAUUGCUCCAGGGGCUGUUUUCCGUCGAGCCUCACUGUCUCGCCAUGGAUAUACCGAGAUAUUUGCCUUUCUCCGCGCAACUGAGCACACAUCCUCGCUUUCGAUAUCACCCUGUAGAAAGUACAAGAGCGCACGGUGGCAUAGGGCAACCCAGCGCCCAAGUGAUCGUCUUCACUGCGACAUUGGGGCGACCGGGCUGCUGAUCCGGUGGAGAUCACGGAGGGGAAUUCUCGUCAGACGCCUCACUGUGUCUCAAUGCGCCUCAAUGGAUGCUCGGAUAUUCUAGCCGCGGAACUCGGGCGGGUGGUGCUGAACCUUCUUGUCCCGCUAGCAAAACACAAAACUUGCAGCUCUUCCAAGCGAGCCACUGCCCGAGUUGGGAGGGGAGGAGGUGCGAGCAAGUGGGACGUAUUGGCGAAGUUGAUGGUCCAAGGAGAGCCGAUGCAGGAGUUGUUGCCUUUUCAGGAGUCUCCCAGCACCGAUCCCCAUGUGCUGGUCUUCUGCUCUGGCUUAUACGAGAGAUUAUUGGGGAGUGACCGGGACAGUCCACACACACAUCUUAUAGAUAUCGGGUGACAAAGGAUUGUAGACGGAGUAUACAGAGUCGAUUCCUCCCAUUUGACCCUCUACAGCCAGCAGUAAAGGCAUUUUUUGCACAGAGUCCGCAAGGAGGACUAGAUAGAAGUAAUCUCCCGGUGGUGGAUAAAUAGUCACUAUUCCAGAGAAGAUGAA
Molecule: messenger RNA, 3082 nt
Organism: Cladophialophora immunda
Lineage: Eukaryota; Fungi; Ascomycota; Eurotiomycetes; Chaetothyriales; Herpotrichiellaceae
Exons: 2
Coding region: 73-1272 (399 amino acids)
Biological process (GO): maturation of SSU-rRNA
Molecular function (GO): rRNA small subunit aminocarboxypropyltransferase activity
Source: RefSeq, a predicted model, not a curated record